Westerdykella ornata is the source of this 2161-nucleotide messenger RNA. Its product is annotated as serine/threonine-protein kinase-like protein nrc-2. The record is from RefSeq and is a predicted model, not a curated record. Bases 149 to 2062 code for a protein of 637 amino acids. Gene Ontology annotation, molecular function: ATP binding; protein serine/threonine kinase activity. NCBI's taxonomy places the organism in Eukaryota, Fungi, Ascomycota, Dothideomycetes, Pleosporales, Sporormiaceae. Gene Ontology annotation, cellular component: plasma membrane; nucleus; cytoplasm. Gene Ontology annotation, biological process: protein phosphorylation. The transcript has 5 exons.
GCCGCCAAUGGCUCUUUGAACACCUAGACUGUUCCGCAAUCUUACACACGUCUCUCUCACUCUCCCUCGCAUUUUCGCCUGCCGCGCUUCCCAAUAGUCCACUGCCGGCUACCUCGCCGUCCGAUCCCCUCGCUGGACCGCCGUCAUCAUGACAAACCUGUUCGGCUCCAGUAACACCACGGUGACCGAGAAGCGAACCUUUACAGGCCAGCCAGUGUCGGGAAACAAGCAGAUGUCUGGCUCAAAUAGCCAGGUCGGGCAAAAGAUCAAGAAUUUCUUCCGCAUCAACAGCCAUGGCGCUGAUGCCAAGGACCGCAAGCAGUCCGACGACACCCAUUCCUCCACGCGGAACGGUCACAAAGCGAGCUUCCGCCAGUCCUUCCUCCCUCAUAUCGGCCGCAAUCGCUCGGCCACUGUAGCUAGCGAAGGGAAUCCUUUGGAUGACGGGGUCUCCCCGACCGCCCACGCAAAUCCUUACUUUCAACAUCAGGGUCCUCCCGCCCUUCGUCACCACAACGAGGGUAGUGUUCCUCCGUCGCCGCCUGAUAGCCCCUCGGUACCCAUCAUCGAAGGAGAUGCUGCAGCUGGAGCCAACGACCAAGCGACCGUGGCUGGAAAGGAGGAAUUGGCCCGGAAGCUGCGAAGGGUAGCCUCGGCUCCAAAUGCACAAGGUCUCUUCGCGUCAGGCAAGAAUAAUGAUAGGCCGCAAACCGCUGAGCUCGGCAAGGAGCCUCUGGUGCAGGAUGCCAACUCGUCAACGUUGAGCAUGGUCGAGUCGGAAUCGGCCGUCGAUUCCAACCGUCUGGUGCCCAUCGAUCCCUCCAAGGGCCUUCCCUCUCCCGGACAAAUACGCAACGCCGUCGCUUUCCGUAGGACAUAUAGCUCCAACUCGAUCAAGGUCCGAAAUGUGGAAGUGGGGCCCGGCAGUUUCGACAAGAUCAAGCUCAUCGGUAAGGGCGAUGUAGGCAAGGUCUAUCUUGUUAGGGAGAAGAAGUCGGGCAGACUCUACGCAAUGAAAGUGCUCAGUAAAAAGGAGAUGAUCAAGCGUAACAAGAUCAAACGAGCAUUGGCCGAACAGGAGAUUCUAGCCACCAGCAACCACCCCUUUAUUGUUACUCUAUACCACUCUUUCCAAUCAGAAGAGCAUCUCUAUCUGUGCAUGGAGUACUGCAGCGGUGGAGAAUUCUUCAGAGCUCUGCAAACGCGUCCCAACAAGUGUGUAGACGAGGAUGCGGCCAGAUUUUACGCAGCCGAGGUGACGGCAGCCCUUGAGUACCUGCAUUUGAUGGGCUUCAUCUACCGGGACCUCAAGCCUGAAAACAUUUUGCUGCAUCAGUCAGGCCAUAUCAUGUUGUCAGACUUCGAUUUGUCCAAACAGUCGGAUCCCGGAGGUCGCCCCACCAUGAUCAUCGGGCGGAACGGGACGUCGUCGACGAACCUUCCCACAAUCGAUACCAAGUCGUGUAUAGCGAAUUUCCGGACGAACUCAUUUGUAGGGACCGAGGAGUAUAUUGCACCAGAGGUCAUCAAAGGCUGUGGCCAUACCAGUGCCGUCGACUGGUGGACGUUAGGUAUCUUGAUCUACGAAAUGCUCUAUGGGACCACUCCGUUCAAGGGUAAGAACCGGAACGCAACUUUUGCAAACAUCCUACGCGACGACGUGCCCUUCCCAGAGGGGUCGGGAGCCCCGUCGGUAUCCAACCUGUGCAAAUCACUCAUACGCAAACUUCUUAUCAAGGAUGAGCUCCGGCGUCUUGGCUCUCGCGCCGGUGCGUCUGACGUGAAAGCCCACCCUUUUUUUCGCACGACGCAAUGGGCGCUCCUGCGCCACAUGAAACCGCCCAUAAUACCCCAUCAAGGCCGUGGUGUUGAAACGCCCAACUUCCGCAACGUAAAAGAAAGCGAAAGUGUCGAUAUCAGCGCAGCGAAAGCCAAGGGCGUCCCCCUGGAUUCUGGUCUGGCUACCCCCAUGGGCGAGGUUGCAGACCCCUUUGAGGAGUUCAACAGCGUCACCUUGCAUCACGACGGCGAUGACCAUGAUGCAAUUGACACCCAUUCUUAGGCCCAGUUCCAUCCCUGGAUGUGCAGACGGCACAUGCCGGUUUCUGCAACCAAGGCUUCUCGUUCUUUGUUUCUGGAGCAUUCAUUCCAUCAUCUGUUA